Chlorella variabilis is the source of this 471-nucleotide messenger RNA. RefSeq lists its product as hypothetical. The record is from RefSeq and is a predicted model, not a curated record. The transcript is spliced from 5 exons. Gene Ontology annotation, cellular component: cytoplasm. Gene Ontology annotation, biological process: cellular response to oxidative stress; cell redox homeostasis. NCBI's taxonomy places the organism in Eukaryota, Viridiplantae, Chlorophyta, Trebouxiophyceae, Chlorellales, Chlorellaceae. The coding region runs from base 1 to 471 and encodes 156 amino acids. Gene Ontology annotation, molecular function: thioredoxin peroxidase activity.
AUGGCGCCCAAGCGCAAGAGCACCGACAAAACUGCAGCACCUGAACCGGCUGCAAAGAAGGGCAAAGCGAAGUCAGGGACGCUGGCGGUUGGCGAUACUGUGCCAUCAUCCCUGUUGCUGCGCGAAGACGACACAGAGGUUCAGCUGCUGGAUCUGGUGAAGGACAAAGGCAUCGUCGUCUUUAUGUACCCGCGUGCCAACACGGGCGGGUGCACCAAGCAGGCAUGCGGGUUCCGGGACAGGGUUGAAGAGUUCACUGCUGCGGGAUUUGAUGUCUACGGCAUGAGUUUCGAUAAACCAAAGUCGCAGCUGCUCAAGGCGUUUGGAGCUCUCAAGGCCGCCAAGUCCAUUCUGCGCAGCCAUGUGGUCAUCGCCAAGGGUGGCAAGCUGCUGGACAUCAAGAACGGCAUCAGCCCAGGGGACAGCUAUGCCGAGGCCGCCGACUUCUGCGCCAAGCACAAGCAGAAGUGA